Molecule: messenger RNA, 1239 nt
Organism: Lingula anatina
Lineage: Eukaryota; Metazoa; Brachiopoda; Lingulata; Lingulida; Lingulidae
Product: FMRFamide receptor-like
Biological process (GO): G protein-coupled receptor signaling pathway
Cellular component (GO): membrane
Molecular function (GO): G protein-coupled receptor activity
Source: RefSeq, a predicted model, not a curated record
AUGGACGAUAGGCACUUCAACAGCAGCAGGCUUCUUGAUGAUACGAACGUAACAAUUUCUCCCGCCGACCUGGUCGCCAAUGCUUCUACCGCGGCGGCGCCAAUGUCCAAAACUAUCGCAGCGACUUUGUUCUACGUGAACACGGUGGCCGGGGGAGCACUGAGUGUCUUUGGCAUCCUUGGGAACAUAAUGGUUAUCACAGUAUUUACCCUACACAAACCAAUCACUCCCACCUCCAUUAUGCUACGAGGCCUUGCAGUAUCGGACGCUCUUUUCCUUCUGACUACGUUUCUGUACAAACCCAUGCUAGGGAUCUAUUUCCACCUGGGACAGGCCACUUUUUACGCCAAGAACAUAUAUACUUGUAUGAUACAAUAUCUGAGACCCAUCAUGUAUAGCUUACAGCAUAUCAGCACAUGGCUCGUCGUCGUCGUGGCAGUAGACAGACAUUUCGCCGUGUGUCGCCCUCUGCAGAGUAAGAGCCAGCGUCAUGCCAUACGCACACGCGCUCGUCGCACAGUGUUGACCGUUUACCUCGUCUGCUUCGUGUUCAACAUUCCAAGAUUUUUUGAAUAUGAGACCAAGGUCACACAAAAUGAGAAUAGGCCGAUGUGCAAACCCGAAGUAAAUCCCUUCGUUAAGAAAAACCGAUUCUAUAUCAUCUUUUACUGCUGGACUUUAUAUUUUUUGGUCAUGUACGUUGUUCCCAUUGUAACAGCGACUGUCAUUAAUGUUAAGUUGAUCCUGUCACUACGCCAGGCGCGCAAACAACGUGCGUUUUUGAGAGAGCGGCAAACGCACAAGGUUCGCAGGUACAACACCACCCGCUUGCUUAUCAUUGUGGUCAUGGUUUUCAUCGGUUGCCAGACACCUGAUUUUGUGUUACAAGUGUUUUAUUUUAUCAACGUUCUGAAUCCGAUGAAGAUCAAGCAAUCACUAGAUGUGUUCAGCAAAGUGACAGAUACGUUGCUCACGUUGAACGCUGCAGUGAACUUUCUGAUAUACUGCGCAAUAGGAACAAGCUUCCGUAAAACUCUCACGGAUCUUCUUAUGUGUAAGAUAACGAGAAAGACCAAGGCAAAGUUUCCAUUGCAGCUAAAGCUUUUUUCUGUGGAAUCUACUUUCAGCACCUCUUUGUCGGGUUCAGCAGCCAACCACUUGCGUACAAGAAAAAAGCCAAGCAACGCUAAGGACAACAACGCCCAUAAAUCUUUAUACAAAACUGUCCAAUCCAAGUGA